AUGCCUUUUGCUCGUUCUUGUUUGUUAAUUUAUCAUUAUGUUGUCUUUACUGUUCUAUGUGAGGAAAAAGGGCGUCGUGCAUAUGCGGCUUUCUUUUUUUUUCCAUUUUUUUCCUUUUUUUUUUUUUGGUUUGUUUGGUUUUCUGCUCUUUUUAUUUUAUUUUAUUUUUCUUGUUUGAUUGUUUGCCGACGCGUCUUUUUUUUUUUUUUUCCCGCUUUUACCCCAAAAGGAGGAGGAGGGGGAAAAGGGAGGGCAGGGGAUGCCACUAACGUCAGACGACGCCGUGCAAGCAGACAUGUCACGCACCACCAGCGUUGCUGCACCGCCUUCGUCGUGCCUUUUUUUUUUCAGAAGCAUGUGGAAGGAAUGUGCGGCCCGUUUUUUUUUUUUUUUCUUUUGGAGGGGAGGAGGGGAAGGAAGGGGAUGUUGGGUGAAAUGAAACAAAAUGCCGUCACCCCGUCUUGCUGUACGUUCACCCUUUUUUUGUGGGGGUCUGUGGGGGAGAAGACCUCAUCCUUAGCGCAUAUUUCUUUUUUUUUUUCUCUUUUGUUGUUGUUUGGGGGGAGGCGUGGAGACCUUUUGUUUAUUUUUAUUAUUAUUUGUUGUCGCUUUGGUUUGUGUUUGUUUGUUUGGAGAGGGAGGCGGGCACGCCUGCUGCUGUCGCGUUAG
Trypanosoma cruzi is the source of this 669-nucleotide messenger RNA. RefSeq lists its product as uncharacterized. The record is from RefSeq and is a predicted model, not a curated record. Bases 1 to 669 code for a protein of 222 amino acids. NCBI's taxonomy places the organism in Eukaryota, Euglenozoa, Kinetoplastea, Trypanosomatida, Trypanosomatidae. The transcript has a single exon.